Peronospora matthiolae is the source of this 1608-nucleotide messenger RNA. NCBI's taxonomy places the organism in Eukaryota, Oomycota, Peronosporomycetes, Peronosporales, Peronosporaceae. The record is from the annotation of a GenBank genome assembly.
AUGGUUUCAAAAUCCAAGCGAGUUGCUACUGCAGCUGCAAGAAAGGCGGCUGCACGCAUACGAGAAGCCGGAGAGAGUACUUCUCACACCUCAGCAGCAGGUGAUUCGUCUCCUGCUGCUGUGAACAGUCCACGCGGUAAGUCACCACGUGCGACAGGUAUAUUCGAUGCGUCUACAGCGGGUACCGCGAAGUGUAAUCCAGAUGAGCCUGAAAUAGAGCUCAUCUAUUCGGGCGAACCGGAUGAUGUAUCCGACUUGAAGGCGACACCUCACGCCUCCGGAUCACCCGGGGCGGACACUACAAGAGCCAUGUUGGCUGGCUCUGGUCAACUUGGUGGCAUCAUGCUCGAGAUCUUCGGAUCGAGUGAUUAUUUCGAUGAAUCUCCGCCUCACGCAAGUCCAUUCAACGAUUGGACGCGUGGGGAUGGUGGUAACGCACCUAUACAUCACCACGAGCGAAGCAACUCGAGAGAUAGAGGUGUCACUAAUGUCAGUGCUCAUAAAAGCACCAAUCAAGAGGCCAGGGACCAAAAUGUACUGCGCCACGCUCCUCAAGUGGAGUCUCCGUGGAUGCAGUCAUCCAGAGAGUUGGACCGGUUGGCCGGCAUGACUACUGAACGGGACCAAAUCCCAUUGUUCGGCUGUAGGAAGAUCUACCCUCCUAAAUCCAGCACGGAAACUAUCCGUGCCGAGGAAGAAUUCUACACCGAUGCAUUUUGCAAACAUCGGUGGUACAGUGGCAGCCGGGUUCGAGACGGUAAAGCCUUGGCGCAAGGAUUAAAUGCCCUCAUACAUAACAUCGAGUGCAUUGAACGUGAGGCUGGCUGGGUAAACGUGAUGCAGCUCGCGUCAGAUUUGAGAAACGUAAUCCAGUCGGGGUGCGAUACAAGUUGCACCGUCUGUCAAGAGAGUCAGGAUUGCCCUAUCUCUCGUAGGGCAAUCAAUGUCCAGUGGGGGGCGCGCAUCUCUUCUGAGAUGGCCGAAGAGAUUGACACUUUGAAAUCCCUGUACUCGCGUUCGGUGAGGUCGUUUUCCGACGGCCCUACUUCGAACGCAGCGGGUGGGUCUCUUCAUAUUGCUCUACGAGACCCAGGACAUCAACAAUCAGCUGGGAACAAGGCUCCCAGCUGUCCCACGCCGGUGGAUAGCCACGCCACCGAACGAGGUAGCUCGUCUGGACGCCCUUCACGUCUUGGUGAUUCAAGAUACACUCCACUAGAAAGCGUUGAUUACCGCCAGAAUCCACCAAAGGGUAUGGUGGUAGCAAGAACAACUGAUCCGGAUCGAGGGUCGGACCAGCUUGAUGUUCAGGAGCUGAACCGUGUAACUGAACAGCGCACGAUCAAUCGAACAAUUGUGCCGCGUUUGCGUUCGCGCAACCUGAGAACGAACGAAGGUUCGGUUCGUUCUCUUCGUGGCGAGCUGGCUGCUGAUCGUCGAGAAAUCGCUCAACUGCGUGAGCAGGUCGCUUCGCUAGUAGACCAGACUGACUCGUAUAAAUGGGACCACUCGAAGGUGGUCUCGGCUCUCGACCGCGGAGGUGUUCUUCGCAUCUCGAAACGGGCUCGUACUGAUAGUACGGGCGGAGACGACCGACGUAAAACGUAG